GAGAAAGCAAAAAAGAAAAAGAAGGUACAGCACGAAUUCGUCUUCCUUGUUUGUGCGUACGUAGAAAUUACUAUAUUUAAUUACAGAAAGGGAAGUAGGAAAAAGGUGAAUUUGCUGCGAAUUUGAUCUAUGGCGCUGUCGAGGCUACGGCAUCCGGUGAUCUCGCGUGCUCCGUCUCUCAUCAGAGCUCGCUUCCUCUCUCUCUCAUCUGCUCAUUCAUUUCUCAAUCGUUCAAGGGGGCUGGAUUCAAGUCCUGAAGUUGCAGAGACGUUGUUAAGGCCAACAUCAUUUCCAUUAGUUAAUGGCAUUCAUGGUGAUUCUUCUAAGAAAAAGUUCAAUAUCGGUAUCCGCUCCUUUUCGUCUGCUGAGAUGCCUGAGCAUACAGUGCUUCAAAUGCCAGCUUUGUCACCUACAAUGAGUCAAGGUAAUAUUGUGAAGUGGAUGAAGAAAGAGGGAGAUAAGAUUGAAGUGGGGGAUGUGCUUUGUGAAAUCGAGACAGACAAAGCCACUGUGGAGUUUGAAUCUCUUGAAGAAGGGUUUCUGGCCAAGAUACUGGUGCCUGAAGGUUCAAAGGAUGUUCCUGUGGGACAGUCUAUAGCUAUUACAGUUGAGGAUCGAGAUGAUAUAGGUAGCAUUCCUGCAACUGUAAGUGGGACAGAAGCUGCAGAUAAAACUUCCACUGAACCAGCAGCGAAACAUGGAGACAACACACAGGAGUCGAGCUCUGUGAACAUCAACACAUCUGAACUUCCUCCUCACAUUGUCCUUGAAAUGCCAGCACUAUCGCCUACCAUGAACCAGGGUAAUAUUGCAAAAUGGAUGAAAAAAGAAGGUGAUAAGAUUGAGGUUGGUGAUGUUAUUUGUGAAAUUGAAACAGACAAAGCAACGGUUGAAUAUGAAUGUCUUGAAGAAGGGUUUUUGGCAAAGAUUUUGGCUCCAGAAGGAUCAAGAGAUGUGGCUGUGGGUCAGCCCAUUGCUAUAACUGUUGAGGAUAGUAAUGACCUUGAAGCUGUAAGAACAUCUGUAAGCACGGAUGUGAAGACCAAAAACGAAAAGCCAGUUCAGAAAAUUGCGAAGGAUGUCAAAACUCAAAAGACAAAUUUUAGUCGGAUUAGUCCUGCUGCCAAGAUGCUAAUUUCUGAACAUGGGUUAGAUGCAUCGUCAAUAACAUCAUCUGGUCCCCGCGGUACUUUGUUGAAGGGGGACGUUUUGGCUGCAAUAAAGUCUGGGAAAGUAUCCAAAGUAUCUGGACCUAAGGAGAAGACUUCAUCACCUUCAGUUCAUCCUCAGACUUCUUCCUCCCUACCAGCGGGAUCAAAAUCUGAUGUACAGGAUGUUGCUUAUGAAGAUCUGCCAAACAGUCAAAUUCGCAAGGUCAUAGCAGCACGCUUAUUGGAAUCAAAACAAUACACUCCUCAUUUGUAUCUAUCGACAGAUGUUAUACUGGAUCCUCUUCUCUUAUUCAGAAAGGAGCUUAAAGCAAAAUAUGACGUCAAAGUCUCAGUAAAUGAUAUCGUGAUCAAAGCGGUUGCUAUUGCAUUGAGAAAUGUUCCAGAAGCAAAUGCUUAUUGGGAUGCCAGCAAAGGGGAAAUGGUUUUAUGCGAUUCAGUUGACAUAUCUAUUGCAGUUGCUACUGAGAAGGGAUUGAUGACUCCAAUUGUAAGAAAUGCGGAUCAGAAGUCCAUAUCAUCAAUAUCCUUAGAGGUUAAAGAACUUGCUGAAAAGGCACGGGCAGGGAAGCUCAAGCCAAACGAGUUCCAAGGCGGCACUUUCAGCAUUUCGAACUUGGGGAUGUUUCCUGUUGAUAACUUUUGUGCAAUUAUAAACCCACCUCAGGCCGGUAUUCUUGCUGUUGGCCGGGGCAAUCAAGUUGUAGAACCAGCUAUCGGAGAUGAUGGGAUUGAGAAGCCCGCUGUUGUUACAAAGAUGAAUUUAACACUGUCUGCUGACCAUCGUGUCUUUGAUGGCAAAGUUGGAGGCGCUUUCGUGGCAGCACUACAAUCCAACUUCAGUGAUAUCCGAAGGCUUCUUUUGUGAAGACAUGGAAGUUAUCUUCUCAGAAAAAUAUAACACAACUGAGCGGGAAACAUCUUAGAUCAUAAUCUGGAAAAGCUCGGGUGCUGAUGUCUUCUGCUGGCGCAGUUCACGUUUUUUCCGGGAUUUGCUUUUCGACAGAUAAGAGCCAUUUUUGGGGCAAAUAUUCGCAUUAGUUUGUUCAAAUAUUUGGCAUCGAUUGCUUCUUAGUUUUUCUCAUUUCAACUAUAAAGAUCUCUUGGAGAGAGUGUUACCUUCAAAAAACGAAAAGGUAAAGAAUAAUCGGAUGGGAAUACUUGUCAAUUUUUUCUGCCAAUAAAAUGGUAACUCCCUUGUUUCUAUUUA
Messenger RNA from Salvia miltiorrhiza (redroot sage), 2379 nucleotides. RefSeq names its product dihydrolipoyllysine-residue acetyltransferase component 1 of pyruvate dehydrogenase complex, mitochondrial. The coding region runs from base 130 to 2037 and encodes 635 amino acids. NCBI's taxonomy places the organism in Eukaryota, Viridiplantae, Streptophyta, Magnoliopsida, Lamiales, Lamiaceae. Gene Ontology annotation, molecular function: acyltransferase activity. Gene Ontology annotation, cellular component: pyruvate dehydrogenase complex; mitochondrion. Gene Ontology annotation, biological process: pyruvate decarboxylation to acetyl-CoA. The record is from RefSeq and is a predicted model, not a curated record. The transcript has 23 exons.